AUGGUACUUCAGCGUUCAAUGCUUGAGUUUAAACAACGUGACGCUCUUCGACGAAUUGGUGAUACAAAGAGUCGAUUGGAAACAGUCUAUGCUAAACAACGACAACUCAAUACAAGUACAGCUAUUAUGGAACAAGAUCGACGUGCAGCACAAUUAAUGUCUAAAAUGAAUGAUAUUGAUAAUCGACGAUCACAAUUAAUGAAUCAACAUAUACGUGAUAAAAUGGAAAAAUCUGAAGACAAGGAAAAUGAAGCUGGGACAAAAGUGAAAAUAAGUCAUAUUGAAAUUGAAGCUAAACAGCAUGAAGAUAAAUUACGAGAUUUAGAAGAUAAAGUAACUAAAAAUGAAGAAAUCGAAUAUAAUAUACGUAAAUCUGUAAAAGAAACAGAAUUUCUACGACGUAAGAAAGAGCAAGAAGUACAAAAAUUGAAAGAAGAUUUAGUAAAAAAGAAACGUGAAGAUGCUAAAAAGAUUCACGAUGCUAUUGCUCGAUGUGAACAAGAAGAACGAGCAUUAGAACGAAUUCUAGCUAAAGAAAAAGCAAAAUUAUUUAAACUGCAAACAAGACGAGAAGAUAAUCAUGAACGUUUAACAAGACAACGUGGACAGAUGCGUGAAAAUAAAGCUUUGUUAAACAUUCAUCAACAGGAACAUGAACGUCUAUUACAAAUUCAAAAUCAAUCACACUCUUUGCAAUCACUUAAUACUAUCUAG
Molecule: messenger RNA, 714 nt
Organism: Rotaria socialis
Lineage: Eukaryota; Metazoa; Rotifera; Eurotatoria; Philodinida; Philodinidae
Source: the annotation of a GenBank genome assembly